Molecule: messenger RNA, 1124 nt
Organism: Parasteatoda tepidariorum (common house spider)
Lineage: Eukaryota; Metazoa; Arthropoda; Arachnida; Araneae; Theridiidae
Source: RefSeq, a predicted model, not a curated record
AUUUGUUAGGAUUGACUCACAAAAAACAUAAGAAACAUAAGCAUAAGAAGCACAAAAAGAAGAAAGGAGGACUCGAAGAAGGAGAUGAAGGAUCGGGUCAAGGAAGUCCAGAAACAACAAAUGAAAACCUCAAACAUGGGUUGAAGCUCAAAAUUAAGAUUGGCGGACAAACAUUUGGAGAAACAAGAGUCCCUAAACCAGAAUUAAGUGAAGCAUCUAGUGAUGAAUCAGAAAAUAUUGAUGUUUUAAGUGCUUCACCAUCAAUUGCUUCAGACUCUUUCAUAAUCAACUCAUCCAAGAAGUCCAAAAAGGUAGAUGAUGAAGAUGCUUGGUUGGAGGCUCUUGAAGAGGGACGACUUGAAGAAGUGGACGAAGAGUUAAGGCGAAUGAAAGAUCCAAACUUAAUGACUGCUCGGCAGCGUUCACUCUUAGAAAGUAAAGCACAAAAGGAAAAGGAAGAAGCUCUCCCUGUUGUUACAGAGACAAUAGUUUUAAGUGAAGAAAUGAUACAGAAAAAGAUUAUAAAAGCUAAAAAGCGAAAAGAACAAGCAGAAGAAAAACUUUUGAAGGAUAAGAAACAAACUUUGGAAAGACUUUUGAAGAAAUCUGAUACAAAGCCAAGAGGUAUUAAGAAAAUGGUAAAAAAGUCUGAUGUUUUGAAAAUGAAAUACAUUGAUAGCAUCACAAAAGAUCGAUCAUUAUCAUUUCCUCUUGGUUUUCAAUAUCCACUAAAAAGUCAAAUUGCCAAAGAGCCACCUCAACCAAUAUACUGUUCUGUAGACAACUGCAAAAAUAGAAAAAAAUACUCUUGUUCUAAAACAGGUGUUCCCUUAUGCAGUUUGGCAUGCUAUGAAAAGAAUAUGCUGAAGUUAAUUAUUGAUGGUUCCCCACUAAAAGCUUCUUCCUUCUAAUGCUACAACACUCAUUAUGUUGAGAAAAGACUUUUAUGUAAAUAAACUUAUUUACAUAAUUAGUAUGUUCCCCUUUGUACCUCUUUAUUUGCUCUUAUGUUUGUAUUAUCUGAUAGUAAUUGUUGUUUUGUCGACAUAAUUGAGUUACAUUAAUUUAUUUUUAAUAUGGCAAAGAAUCUUAUAAACAUUAUAUAAAUUGAAUGUUAUUAGCUU